GAGCUUUGGGGAGAAGAAGAAGAAGAAAAAAAAAAAGAUUGGCAACAGAUGUUAGCUCAGGGCCAAUCUUUUUUAAAAAAAAAUUUCACAUCUUGACCCAGCAUAAAUAUAACACAUGCAUUUUUAUGUCUGUAUCUACAGCUGAAACAAGCAUUUCAUUGGGUGGUACCCUUACUGCUCGUGACAUUUCUCAUGUUUUUGUCCUAUUUCUCCUUUUUUGAAAUGUUUGUCGCAGUUAACGGAAUUGGUUUCACAUUUCACUAACACAUCCCAACAAUGUGAAAGAUUCUGUCACAGUGGGCACAAAGCAGUGAAGAGAGCAAAGCGCAUAUUUUCCUCAUGACAGUUCUAUUCUGGUGGGUCUAGAAAGACGAGAAAAAAUUAGGAAGAAUACUGUAAUACAGUAAAUCAAAUAAUAAGUGCUGUGGGGAAAGAUAAAGCAGGGUGAGGCAGAUGGGAAGAAUCAAAUGUGGGGGCGGGGGGUAUUUCUUAUUGGGUGGUGGGGAAGGCUGCACCCGAUCGAGUGCCAUUUCAGCAGAGACCCAGAGGGAAAGAGGGAGAAUGCAGGCUUCACUUUGUGCACAAAAGCUUUCCAUGCCACGUGCAGCUCUCUCUCUUCCUCUUCAGCGUCAUCCUCGAGAGUCUGCGCUGUGCUCUUUCUUUUCCUCUCCCAUGUUCUUUCUCAGUUGUGCAAGAGUAGUCUUCCCUUUUCCACCUCUUUUUACAGAGACCUAAAUCACUACCAGGUUUAAAACAAUGAAUGUGAUUGAUCCAACCGCUUCCCAGAUUUCCUCUUGGAAGAUAAUUUCUGCCUGGACCUAAAAUACUAUUUUAUGCCCACAGUCUGAGCUUUUGUGGCUUUAUAGGGUCGAAUCCCGCUUGUCAUUAGCCCACUGAGGAAGAGGUGAGUAGGCUUUUCAUGGACGUCACUGUAGGUCGGCAUGUGGAUUGACUUUGUUGCUCUGCGGCCCUCUGGUUUCAGACUUACAUCUCUCAUAGUAAACCGUUAGACUUGUGGUUCUAAGUGGGUCACACUUACACUAAGUGGAUAAGAGCCUGUGGACCGUAUCCUUUGCUUCCACUUGCUAGAAGAUGUAAGAAAAAGGCAGCAAGAAUCAAAAUGAGAUGGAGACUCUUCAGAAAGUUGCCUUAAAAUACUUUUCACGUGAAGAGCUAUCCUGCUGGCAAAUCUGGAAACAGGUUGCAAGUGACUUAACCCAUUGUCUUCAGAGGAAGAGUUCUCAGUUACUCCAAGGCGAUUGUAUUCAGGUUUCUGAAAAUGGGAAGGAUAGAACGAAUCACAAAGGAGCUGGCUCCAGUGACAUUGAAAACCAAGAGUUUGCGAUUUUGAGAACCCAGGAUUCUUGCGGGAAUACACAUCUGAGUGAGUCGCGGAAUCAGAGAAGAGGCAAGCAAAUUAACAUGAAAAAUAACCCGCAUGUAUGUGAAGCCUUUGUGAAGAAAUCACGACUUGGUGAUUGUGUUAAAACUGACGCGGAACAGAAACCCUACAGAUGUAAUGAAUGUGUCACAAGCAUUCGUGAUGGCUUCAACCAGCAUUUACUCUUAGGAGAGAAACUCCAUCCAUGUCGUGAGGGUGGGAAAGGCUUCAGUUAUGGCCCAGUGCUUCCAGUUCAUCAGCACGUCCACCCAGGAGAGAGAUGCUCCAGCCAGAGCGCACAUCUGCAGCUGCAUCAGAGAACUCACCCAGAAGUGAAGCUCCAUCGAUGUCACGAUGCUGACGAUUGCUUCAGCAAGAGCUCUUUUCAUUCCCAUCAGUCUCAUCCCGCGGGAGAGAAGGCCUAUCAAUGUGACAGUUGUGGCAAGCGCUUCAGUAGCAGCACAGGUCUCAUCAUUCAUUACAGAACUCACACAGGAGAGAAGCCUUACAGAUGUGAGGAGUGUGGGAAAUGCUUCAGUCAGAGUUCCAAUUUUCAGUGCCAUCAGAGAGUCCACACUGAAGAAAAGCCAUACAAAUGUGAGGAGUGUGGGAAGGGCUUCGGCUGGAGUGUUAAUCUUCGUGUUCAUCAGCGGGUCCACAGGGGAGAGAAACCCUAUAAAUGUGAAGAGUGUGGGAAGGGCUUCACUCAGGCGGCCCACUAUCACAUCCAUCAGAGGGUCCACACGGGGGAAAAACCGUACAAAUGCGACGUCUGCGGGAAGGGCUUCAGUCACAAUUCACCCUUAAUAUGCCAUCGGAGAGUCCACACUGGAGAGAAACCAUACAAAUGCGAGGCGUGCGGGAAAGGCUUUACCCGGAACACGGAUCUUCAUAUCCAUUUCAGGGUUCACACGGGAGAGAAGCCGUACAAAUGUAAGGAGUGUGGGAAGGGCUUCAGCCAGGCUUCCAAUCUUCAAGUCCAUCAGAAUGUCCACACUGGGGAGAAGAGAUUCAAGUGUGAAACGUGUGGGAAGGGCUUUAGUCAGUCAUCCAAGCUGCAAACCCAUCAGAGAGUCCACACUGGAGAGAAACCCUACAGCUGCGACGUGUGUGGGAAGGACUUCAGCUAUAGUUCAAAUCUUAAACUGCACCAAGUCAUUCACACUGGAGAAAAGCCAUAUAAAUGUGAGGAGUGUGGGAAGGGCUUCAGCUGGAGAUCAAAUCUUCAUGCUCAUCAGAGAGUCCACUCAGGAGAGAAGCCCUAUAAAUGCGAGGAGUGUGAUAAGAGCUUCAGUCAGGCCAUAGAUUUUCGGGUCCAUCAGCGAGUCCACACUGGAGAGAAACCGUACAAAUGUGGGGUGUGUGGGAAAGGCUUCAGUCAAUCCUCUGGUCUUCAGUCCCAUCAGAGAGUCCACACUGGGGAGAAGCCGUACAAAUGUGACGUCUGUGGAAAAGGCUUCCGAUACAGUUCCCAGUUUAUAUACCAUCAGAGAGGCCACACAGGAGAAAAACCUUACAAAUGUGAGGAGUGUGGGAAGGGUUUCGGGAGGAGCUUGAAUCUCCGCCAUCAUCAGAGGGUCCACACGGGAGAGAAACCCCAUAAAUGCGAGGAGUGUGGGAAGGCCUUCAGUCUCCCCUCUAACCUGAGAGUCCAUCUGAGCGUCCACUCUAGGGAGAAGCUGUUUAAAUGUGAGGAGUGUGGGAAGGGCUUCAGUCAGAGUUCGCGUCUUCAAGCCCACCAGAGAGUCCACACGGGAGAAAAACCCUACAAAUGUGAUGUGUGUGGGAAAGACUUCAGUCACCGUUCACGUCUUACGUACCAUCAGAAAGUUCACAUGGGCAAGAAUUUUUAAAAAUGAGAAAUGUGUCAGUGGCUUCAGGCAGGAUGCACAUCUUUGAGUUUUUGGACAGUCUGUGCUGGUGAUAAACUCUCUGAAGUACUGAGAGUGGAAAGGGAUGUCUUCAGAUGGAAUCUUUCUGGCGAAUCCUUAAAAUGAUGACAUAGAACCAUAGGAACGGGAAUUGAACUCAUAUUCAGGGGAGAAAUAGGUUGUAACCCUCUUGGUAAGAUCCAGUUGACAUAAAUGAUCUUUCAAAGAGAAUGGAUGCCUAAAGAUAAUGUGUGAAGAGGAUAUUUGCCAUAUACUAGCUAGUUUUGGGGGGGAUUAGGGAGAGUUUGGGGUUAUUUUCCCUUUUCUUUAAUUUCCAGUUUAUACUUGUUUACAGUGACCAUUAUUUUUACUAUAGCUGUAAAGCUACGAAAAAUGAAAUGAAUAAAAUUACAGACUAAAAAUUU
Equus quagga is the source of this 3677-nucleotide messenger RNA. RefSeq names its product zinc finger protein 227 (gene ZNF227). Gene Ontology annotation, biological process: negative regulation of transcription by RNA polymerase II; regulation of immune system process; regulation of cytokine production. The record is from RefSeq and is a predicted model, not a curated record. Gene Ontology annotation, cellular component: nucleus. Gene Ontology annotation, molecular function: RNA polymerase II cis-regulatory region sequence-specific DNA binding; DNA-binding transcription activator activity, RNA polymerase II-specific. Lineage: Eukaryota; Metazoa; Chordata; Mammalia; Perissodactyla; Equidae. The coding region runs from base 1126 to 3234 and encodes 702 amino acids. The transcript has 2 exons.